UUGUCUGCACACUGUGGUAGAAAAAGUCUACUUGAGCUUACGUGACAACUCGCAUACUACUCCCUUUGUGGUCAACCUGUCAUCAUGAUAUCCAGGCUGUGCGUUCUUUGUCUGACUGCGGUGUUCGCAAUAUUCUCCCGGCUGGCGGAGACAGUUGGUCCGGUGGUUCGAUGUGAACCUUGUGACGCGGGAGCACUGGGGCAGUGUAAACCGUUGCCCAAAGAUUGUACCGAGAUGGUCCGAGAACCCGGCUGCGGGUGCUGUAUGACUUGUGCACUUAGCGAAGGACAGUCCUGUGGAGUGUACACGGGGAGGUGCGGCUCUGGUUUGACUUGCCAACACCAGCCGGGCGAGAUCAAGCCUUUGCAAGCCUUACUGGACGGACGGGGAGUUUGCUCAAGCGCAGUUUCCAAAAAACUCAGCGGCAUUCUGCUGCCAGUUCAUAAAGAGAACAGCAGGGUCUCGGAGGAGGACAGGAGUGCCAACAGCACGGGGUCUCCGGGCCUGGAGAACGUCCACCGGGUCCCUGAGUCCAAGGGCCCCCCCCAUCACGCCAAAGGGGACCUCAUCCUGAAGGAGCUCUCCAGGAAGUCCCAGAGCUACAAGGUGGAGUCGGUGUCCGGGGGCCUCAGCACGGACAUGCACAACUUCUCGCUGGAGUCCAAACGCGAGACCGAGUAUGGUCCGUGCCGGAGGGAGAUGGAGAGCAUUCUCAACAGCCUGAAGAUCACCAACGUCCUGAACCCUCGCGGCUUCCGCAUUCCCAACUGCGACAAAAAGGGCUUCUACAAGAAAAAGCAGUGCCGCCCAUCCAAGGGGAGAAAGCGGGGCUACUGCUGGUGCGUGGACAAGUACGGGCAACCUCUGCCGGGCUACGACGGCAAGGAGAGGGGCGAGGCUCAGUGCUACAACCUGGAGAGCAAGUGAGACAGAGGAGAGCGAGAAAGAGAGAGAGAGGGAGGGAGGGAGAGAGAGAGAGAGCGAUGACGGGGAAGGGGGAGAGAGCGGGAGCGUACUUUGGGCUCCGUGGACAGAGACUUUGAGGGCGCUGGUCCUCGUUGACCCGUGGCCCGCCUGGGCGGAGCUGUCCGGAGUCACGCGACCUGAGAGGGAAACGCGCGGAGCUCGCGAAGACCGAAGAUUACAACUAGGCCAAGCCAUUUUAUUUCUUACGGCUUUCUAUAUUGUGCAUAGGGAUCUUUGAAUUCCCAGACGGAAAGAGAGAUGAGAGAGAGAGAGAGUGAGAGCGUGCGAGAGAGAGAGAGAGAGAGCGAACAGGGAUGAAUUUAAAUAAAUAUAUGUAUAUAUAUAUAUAGAAAUAUAUAUAUGUAUAUAUUUAUACACAUAUAUAGAAAUAUAUAUAUGAUCUGCACUAUUCUUUAGGGAGAGAGAAGGCACUUCACUUCUGAAACAGAAGGGGGGAUUUUCCACUCACUUUUAUAAGAACUGCAUGUGACCCACUUGAACCUGGGAGGCUAAAUGCUCAAUGUUGAAAUCCAUGCGGUGCGCGUGGAGACGCACACGCCAGCAGACGGGUGUGUGUUUCCGUGUGCGUUAGCUAGUGUGCCUGUGUGUGUGCCUGUGUGUGUGUGUGAGUGUGUGUGUGUUUGUGUAUGCGUGCGUGUGUGUGUAUGUGAAUGAGGGAGCAUGUACGUUCAACCAUAUA
This is a messenger RNA of Conger conger (European conger), 1666 nucleotides long. RefSeq names its product insulin-like growth factor binding protein 3 (gene igfbp3). Gene Ontology annotation, molecular function: insulin-like growth factor I binding; insulin-like growth factor II binding; fibronectin binding. Lineage: Eukaryota; Metazoa; Chordata; Actinopteri; Anguilliformes; Congridae. The coding region runs from base 85 to 927 and encodes 280 amino acids. The transcript has 4 exons. Gene Ontology annotation, biological process: regulation of insulin-like growth factor receptor signaling pathway. Gene Ontology annotation, cellular component: extracellular region. The record is from RefSeq and is a predicted model, not a curated record.